AAUGUGACAGUUUCCCUCUAGAAAAACAGUGUGAGGCAGGCAGGCUGGCUGGCUGGCCUUGGAGGGGAUCCUGUGGAAUACAGGGAGGAGGAAAGAAGGAAAAAAAAGAGAUAGUCAAAGCAGAGAGUGAAUUCAGAGGAAUAUACUAGAGGCUGGAGGAGUGAAGGAGCUGAAGGACCAGAGUGAAUGUACAUCUCAGCUCCCUUCUUCUCGGUCAGUCCGGACGGAGCGAUGGCCGAUAACAGCACUCAUCCCAUCCUGGAAAUACUUCAGUCCUUCAGCACGAGAGACGUGAUCCUUGCGUUCUGUUUGUCCAUGGUGGUGGGACUCCUGCUGGGCGCUUUGGUGUACGUGGUCCUCACUUGGAUGGCACGUCGUCGUGCGUCUGCCACCAUCACCCGCAUGCCGGCGCCGCGGUCCUCGGGCCGCCCGUCUUCCCCCCGCACUCGCCCCGUCUUCAGUCGCCAGAGCAGUGCCUACGACCGGCGCAGCAACAACAGCCUGGCCAGUGCCGCCUUCUCCUUCCAUCGGCAAACCACGUCGUCACCCGUCGAUCACGCCGACCUACUGGGUCGCAAGGACAGCUUCAGGGCCUCCACCUUCCACCCACUGAUCCAGUGCAGCCAGAUCGCUCGCGAGGCCGAGGAAGGAAACCACGGCACCCUGACCAGCAGCGCCGGAGCCACCGGCACUAACAGCACAGCCAGCUCCAUGGUCACUCCACCAAGGCCCAGGCCCAGACCGGACUCUUUCUGGGGCAACAACAGUCUGAGAAGCUUAAGUGUCACACAGACCCCUCCACCAGCGUAUGACAGCAUCAUACGAGCCUAUCAGGAGACCAGCACUUGAGGCAUGAGCAUAAAACGCCCCCUUGUGGAGGAGAACGUUCAUAGCCCUGGAUAUGAUAAGAGACUAGAUGAUCUCUUGUUGAAUUGCGAGCUGCUUUUCAAUGCACAGUGUGAACACAAAAUUGUCAUUUUUGUUACUGUCACUGAGAUAGACGUCCAGAGAGAACGACUGUAAUGAUAGGAUUACUGGCACUUAAACUGGAGACAGAACACCGGUCACACUCACUACCAAACUGUGCAACGAGUGUAAUGACUGAACGCUGAUGACUCAGUAUGCAUGGAGUCAUUGUUAUAAAAAUGUGUUUAUUCACAGUGUAUUUUGUUGACAUCUUUAAUAAAAAAUUUAGACAUGA
This is a messenger RNA of Ictalurus punctatus (channel catfish), 1201 nucleotides long. It is a transcript of the gene myct1a, whose product is annotated as myc target 1a. Lineage: Eukaryota; Metazoa; Chordata; Actinopteri; Siluriformes; Ictaluridae. The record is from RefSeq and is a predicted model, not a curated record. The coding region runs from base 187 to 849 and encodes 220 amino acids. The transcript is spliced from 2 exons. Gene Ontology annotation, cellular component: nucleoplasm.